AUGUCCCCCCUGCAGCAUCCCCAGCAAUGUCCUCCAGCCGAUGCCGGCAUCUGUCUUUAUGGGUUCCGUUCCCUGUGACGUCAGGACGUACGGGGACGGAACUGGUGGGAAAUUUAAAAAUGUCAAAAAUAAAACAUUAUUGUAUUAAACCAUUUCACAUACAUUUUGUCCCUAGUGCUUUGUCCUGUGCCCUGCCUGCAUUUUUACUGUUCUUUCUGCCUUGAAACUGAGAUAUGUCCAUGGCGUCCAAAAAGUGUCCCUUUAGGUCAAAAGCGGUUUUAGAUCGGCUAGAGAACAGUGAUAGUAAAUUAGAACCACUUGCAGAAUUGA
Molecule: messenger RNA, 330 nt
Organism: Staurois parvus
Lineage: Eukaryota; Metazoa; Chordata; Amphibia; Anura; Ranidae
Source: the annotation of a GenBank genome assembly